Molecule: messenger RNA, 1446 nt
Organism: Suillus bovinus
Lineage: Eukaryota; Fungi; Basidiomycota; Agaricomycetes; Boletales; Suillaceae
Exons: 3
Coding region: 193-1296 (367 amino acids)
Source: RefSeq, a predicted model, not a curated record
CGUGACUUCGACUGUUCAGCGACGCCUUUUUGUGAGCCCAAUGUGAGCAGAUCAACGUCUGAUAUACAGUCGUCUUGGACACCACCACUUUUAUUGAUUGUAUCAUUCAACUCCGAAGGUGCCUUUUGCAGAGAGAAUUAAGUCAAAGAGGGUUAAAUACCUUGCUCCUGACUCGCAACAGAAACUUUCAGAAUGAUGCCUGUCACACGCUCUGCCAACUCAAAUUCACUAUCGACGCCAUCCAAAGCCAAAACUCGCUCUAGUGUUGGAAUGACAACAGACAUUUCAACUACAGGCACGUCUCCGCGCCGUACUCCCCACUGCAAAACAUGCCACCGACCCAGGCAGGGGCAUCCCCGCUCCGGCUGUCCUUAUAUUGAAUCCGCGAUAUCAGGUCAGACUAAUGGUGCCACAGAAGAUAUUGUGGACGAAUUGUCAUCCUUGCGCAUCGUGAAUCCCAAUGACGAGCGUUCUUCCCUUUCCACUGAAACACCCACCCAAUCCAAGAACCUGAAACGUCGACUCUCUGUCCGUUUUGCCCUUCUUCCAGCUGGAAGUCUCGUGUCACUCUCCACUACAUCUUCGGAAAUUGUAGAGAGACUUCUCCAACCAGGAAUGAUGAGCAAUGAGUCCGAUGAUGAUGACGACGAUGGUGAUGGUGAUGGCGAUGGUCAGAGAGCAAUAAUGCAAUGGAGACGGACUUUAACUAGUCCUGAAUUACCUCUGGAAGAAACUCCAGACCUCAGCUCCGGGGCAGCAAAUAAGCCAUGUGCAACUGGUCAUGCUAGUUCGGGUACCGGUCUGUCACGUCGUAUGCCGUGCACGCUGGAGACCCCGACUGUGAGCCUAGUGUCCACAGAACCGCUUUCUAGCCACCCCACAAGUGACUUCAUCGAUAUGAACGAAACUGUCUUCCUUGAUGCAGAUUGCGAAAGGAAACCAAAUCCUCUGGCGCGAACGAUGAGCGCAGAUGAGAGAUCAUUAUUCCUCGAUAAUCUCACGCAAUCAUCAGGGAUUGCACCUGCCAUGUUAUUCUCCGUCCCAUUGAUCGAUCUCAAGUCCGUGCAGCACGACGCAGAGAAACUAGGUUUCAACGUCCGAGUGUUGCCGAACGAAAGCUCACGAGAGCACCGAUGGGUUAUUUUGGCAAAGGAAGGGGAUGCAGCGGAAUUCCUUCAACAACGUCUAACCGAGGAAGAAGAGAAAGGGCGGAAAACAAAAGGGAAUUUUGGUGUUGCCGCUGGCGGAGCACUAGUGGGCGCUGUAGCAACAUUCACAGGACUAGCGUUCUCUUGACUUUCCUUGUCCAAUACACCACAUUUAAGUCACUCAAUAAAGUACUUUUACGCAAAUCUGCAUAUUAACAGUAUGUUUUGUUAGUUUGGGCUUGUCGGUACUUUGUCCCUUACUGCAUAGGGUUAGCCACAUUACAAACAAACACAGCAC